Eptesicus fuscus (big brown bat) is the source of this 366-nucleotide messenger RNA. RefSeq names its product cold shock domain-containing protein E1-like. The transcript has a single exon. Gene Ontology annotation, molecular function: nucleic acid binding. NCBI's taxonomy places the organism in Eukaryota, Metazoa, Chordata, Mammalia, Chiroptera, Vespertilionidae. Bases 1 to 366 code for a protein of 121 amino acids. The record is from RefSeq and is a predicted model, not a curated record.
AUGGCUUACAACAUCACACCUCUGCGUAGGGCCACUGUGAAGUGUGUGAAAGAUCAGUUUGGCUUCAUUAACUAUGAAGUAGGAGAUAGCAAGAAGCUCUUUUUCCAUGUGGAAGAAGUUCAGGAUGGUAUUGAGCUACAGGCUGGAGAUAAGGUGGAAUUCUCAGUGAUUCUUAAUCAGUGCACUGGCUGCAAGGGCCCCAAGGCUGUUGCAGCUCCACGACUUGAUAGGUUGGUCAAUCGCUUGAAGAACAUCACUCUGGUUGAUGCCAAUGUUCCUCGCCUAAUGGUUCUUUGUCAGCAAAGGGGACCAGAUAACUCAAUGGGAUUUGGUGUAGAAAGAAAGAUGUCAGGCUGGUGUCAUUGA